AUGAGCAGCAACGUUGAUGUCGUCGUCGACGUCGACGUCUCUCCGCUCUUCCAAGCACUUUCCAACGAUCGUACUGCUUCUCAACUACCUCAAGAAUCUUCUACUAUUUUUUCUGCUUCCAAUGCAACCCCUGACACGUCGAACACGGCAAUAAUUGCGCCACAAGAUGGAAAUAGCCACAGCCACAUGCUCACUUGUCAGCAUACCCAUGUUCAUUCUCUGCCUCUGGAGCAACCGUCAAUGACACCGAUAGAAGAAAUGUUUACAUGUGCAAAACAGAAUAAUUUGGCGCAGUUUGUGCUAUUGGUGGCUCAAUAUGGUGAUGAAUUGGCGCGUGAACGACGUGAUGCGCAAGGCCACACAAUCGCCCAUUGGGCGGCCCAGAAAGCUAAUGGAGAGUUUUUGCAGUAUUUACACUCGAUAGGAGCCCCCAUUGAUUCUCCUAGUGAGGAUGGAAGAGCCCAGCUGCAUCCUAUUCAUUGGGCUUGUGCAGCAGGAAACUUGAGUGCGUUGCGGACACUUGUGCUGAGACUUGGGGUGGAUAUUAACACGUGCGAUGCCAAGAAACAUCGAUCACCGUUGCUGGUGGCUGCUCAGAAUGGACAUCCUUUGUUAGUGUUAUUUUGUGUGAGAAAUGGAGCGGAUGUGACGCUCGUAGAUGAUGAUGGAGACACGGCAGUGCAUUGGGCAGCGUAUAAAGGAGCGACGGAGAUUGUGGCGGUGUUCCAGUAUCUUCAAUUAAGCUCUGACGCACCCGACAAGUUUGGUCAAACCCCUUUACAUCUUGCUGCAAUGAGAGGAAAAUUGGAUACUGUGCAGUUUUUAGUAGAGACUCUUGAUGCCGAUGUUAUGGCCCUGGAUGCAAAAAAACGAACACCAAGAGACUUAGCACAAUUAAAGCAUUUUCGUGAGGUUGUACGAUACCUCAAGCAGCGUGAAGUGCGAGUUGCAGCGUGGAACGUUGCGGCAUUCACAUGGUGGUGUGACCCUGGCAGUCGGGCACCGUAUUACUUCACAGUGCUCAAUGCGGUAGCUGCCGCACUAGUUUACUUGUUCCUCCUGCUGCCGGCUAUGCCAGACAGACGCAAUUUCAUCGUGCCGCAUUUGGUAUGGGAUGCAGCAACCUGGUACUUUUUCUAUCGCACUGUCACGACCAAGCCCGGUAGUGCUGUAGACGACAGCAAGGAGUAUGCGGUAGCGUACAAAAAGGUCACUGAAGCCCUCAUAGGUGGCGACGAUGACGAUGGAGAGGAAGAAAAAAAUAAAGAGAAAGCCAGUGCGCGCGCUCAACAAGAAUGCAUGGAGCGCCCGUUGUGUCACACUUGCCACAUCCAAAGACCUCUCAGAUCCAAGCACUGCCGCAUAUGCAAGACUUGUGUUCCUGUUUUCGACCACCACUGCCCAUUUGUAGACAAUUGCGUGGGACGCGAUAACUACGCAGCAUUCCUGUUAUUUGUGACAUUUUUGACCUUCGACCUAGUUGGAAUGGAGUAUGUUCUCUAUCUGCUAUGGUGUCACCAUCACGACAUGCGCGUCUACGCAAUGGUGGGCAUGAUUUACCUGCUGCUUUUGUUGCUCCCCGUUGCCCAACUUGCGGGUUUCCACAUUUACCUCACAGCAUUCAAUCGUACUACAAACGAGUUGCUUAACACGGAUCGGUAUCGUUUCCAGCGCGGGGGCCAUUCGCGUUCGUAUGACCGCGGCCUCGUUCGAAAUGUGGGCGAGCGCUGCUUUGGUCUUGGUGAAGAAGCUGUCAACGAUGAUGAUGCUGAAGCAAAGUCAAAGCUUCUUGAUGAGCAGCUUAGCUCAAUUCCUGUCUAA
Molecule: messenger RNA, 1821 nt
Organism: Peronospora belbahrii
Lineage: Eukaryota; Oomycota; Peronosporomycetes; Peronosporales; Peronosporaceae
Source: the annotation of a GenBank genome assembly